This is a messenger RNA of Pyricularia grisea, 564 nucleotides long. RefSeq lists its product as uncharacterized. Bases 1 to 564 code for a protein of 187 amino acids. NCBI's taxonomy places the organism in Eukaryota, Fungi, Ascomycota, Sordariomycetes, Magnaporthales, Pyriculariaceae. The transcript has 2 exons. The record is from RefSeq and is a predicted model, not a curated record.
AUGGCCUCGACGGUAACCAGCGGCUACACCAUGGCGCGCCGCGAGCCAAUCCACCGCUACCAUUGGCCGGCGGUGCAGCUCAACAUAUGGCUACUUGUGAUGCUGCUCGCCUCAUCGACCAUCGUCGGCGUCUUUGCCAACUUUAUCAACGUGCAGUACCAGCUCCUGCUCGGGGUGCCGUGGUACUUUCCAUACUUUAUUGUGGUCGGAUCGAUGGUCAUAGUCUUCAUCUUUCUCAUGCUUUGGCUCAUUUUCAACUCCCGUUUGCUGCCGUCCGUCGUUAUGAUCGGCGGCUUCAUCCUCUGGGUCAUGUGGCUCGUGGGAUUGAUCAUGGUCAGCAUUGAGCUGUGGGGUUCAAAUAGCGGCAGUGUCCAGGGCAGUUGCAAUCUGUUGGUAUUCAACCAGAACCCUACUGGGCAGACGCUCAAUACGCUGGCAUGGCUGCAGCAGAGAAGUAUCUGUCAAUCCUGGCAAGCCGUUUUUGCUUUUGCGCUCGUUGGGCAGCUGUUCCUGCUGUGGAUCAUGAUCAUGGCGUAUCAAGUGUUUGCGGGACAGGCGUUAUGA